AUAGUUCCGGAAGGCAAUAGGUUUACCCUUGAGAAAAAGUUUUCCAAUGAGAUCAGAUCCCUUCUAAGCGAAGUGACCUCUAGCCAAGGCCAAUACGCUUUUUCAACUUUAUAGACGAUAAUCACCGUGGGUUUGGCUUAAUUUCAGAGUAGUUUACGAGAGAGCGCUAGCUUAUCAAUUGCAAGGGCAUAUUCAGUAUCAUGGCAAAAGAAAAUGUCUCUGAUCUCGAUUUUGUUGAUGAUUUCCACUUCCCUGCGCUUUUCGAUAAUGAAGAGAACCAGGAAGACUUUACAGAAGCCAAACACGCAGAAGAGAUGCAAUUCCAGGUGGGUUGUGUGAUCAUUUCUAAGAUGAAUAAGGAUAACCCAUCAUCGGUUUUGAUGACUGAAGCACUUCCAGAGCCAAAUCACCAGGAAGAUGGUCAGCCCUCCCACAGUUUCUGCGAUAUUUGUGCGGAAAGAAAAGAAAGUAACCAAAUGUUCUCAACUGAUAAAUGUGUUCAUUCUUAUUGCUCCGAUUGUAUAAGCAAACAUGUGGCUGCAAAGAUUCAGGAAAGCAUUACAGUCGUUACUUGUCCAGGAUUGAAUUGUAAGGCUGUGCUUGAACUGGAAACUUGCAGGAUUAAGCUCAACAAGGGAGUGAUUGAUCUUUGGGAGGAUGCGCUCUGCCAGGAGCUAAUCAGCGUUUCGCAGAGAUUUUACUGCCCAUAUAAGGACUGUUCGGCCAUGUUGGUGAAUGAUAAAGAAGGACAAGAGAUUAGUGAAGCUGAGUGCCCGUUCUGCCAUAGAUUGUUUUGUGCUCGGUGUCAUGUCCCUUGGCAUUCUGGCGUUGAUUGUGAGGUGUUCCAGAAGCUGAAUGAGGACGAGAGAGGGAGAGAAGAUCUGAUGGUGAUGGAACUUGCUAGGGAUCAGAAAUGGAGCAGAUGUCCCCAAUGCAAAUUCUACGUGGAAAGAACAGAAGGUUGCCCGCAUAUGACUUGCAGGUGUGGUUUCCAGUUUUGCUAUGGAUGUGAAUCGGAGUGGACAGAAAGUCAUGGUGGUUGCUCGAGAAACUAGCUUGGCUGGAGAAAGCAUGAGUGUGGAAUGCAUUUACAAUACUUUAAGGCAUAAAAGAAACUACCAGGAAGUUGCUUCUUCAAUGGGGAAAGUUGUUUUUCAAGAAAGGAGUAAAGCAGAUGGCGCUAUAUGAAUGGUUAGAAAAAAGCAAAAUGCACUAUAAGUUAUGGCAUGUUUAUAUUCAUAUAUUUAUGUAAUGCAUUUAGCUUUUCUAAUGUUUUGAGAGUUUAUGACUCAAAAGCAAAAACUGUUUGUCUACUAGUAUUUGAUGCAAUUCAUUUUACAUGUUUGCUUGA
Molecule: messenger RNA, 1351 nt
Organism: Hevea brasiliensis (rubber tree)
Lineage: Eukaryota; Viridiplantae; Streptophyta; Magnoliopsida; Malpighiales; Euphorbiaceae
Product: E3 ubiquitin-protein ligase RSL1
Exons: 2
Coding region: 201-1055 (284 amino acids)
Biological process (GO): positive regulation of proteasomal ubiquitin-dependent protein catabolic process; protein polyubiquitination; ubiquitin-dependent protein catabolic process
Cellular component (GO): cytoplasm; ubiquitin ligase complex
Molecular function (GO): zinc ion binding; ubiquitin protein ligase activity; ubiquitin conjugating enzyme binding
Source: RefSeq, a predicted model, not a curated record